AUGGACAGCUCCUUCCCCGCCAACUCCAGCGCCUGCGGCCCCUUCGCGCCUCCCUCCGCCGGCUGCCCUCCCCUGCCGCCGGGCGUCUGGGGCAACCUGUCCGGGCGCCCGGAGGAGCCCGGCUGGAACCAGUCCGACCCCUGCAGCGGCACCAACAGCAGCCAGGGGGGAGGCAGCGGCAGCCCGUGCCCGGCGAGCGGGGUCAGCCCCUCCAUGAUCACAGCCAUCACCAUCAUGGCUCUCUACUCCGUCGUGUGCGUGGUGGGGCUCUUCGGAAACUUCUUGGUCAUGUAUGUCAUCAUCAGGUACACCAAAAUGAAGACUGCCACCAAUAUCUAUAUUUUCAACCUUGCCCUGGCAGAUGCCCUAGCAACAAGUACUCUGCCAUUCCAGAGUGUGAAUUACUUGAUGGGAACAUGGCCAUUUGGUACAAUCCUUUGUAAGAUCGUUAUGUCCAUAGACUACUACAAUAUGUUCACAAGUAUCUUUACACUCUGCACCAUGAGUGUGGAUCGCUACAUAGCUGUUUGCCACCCAGUCAAGGCUCUUGAUUUUCGCACUCCCAGAAAUGCCAAAAUUGUCAAUGUCUGCAACUGGAUUCUUUCUUCAACCAUAGGUCUGCCAGUUAUGUUCAUGGCAACCACAAAAUACAGGCACGGUUCCAUUGACUGCACACUUAUGUUCUCUCACCCAGCUUGGUACUGGGAGAACCUACUGAAAAUCUGUGUAUUCAUCUUUGCCUUCAUCAUGCCAGUCCUGAUCAUUACCGUGUGCUAUGGCUUGAUGAUUUUACGCCUGAAGAGUGUCCGCAUGCUGUCUGGCUCCAAAGAGAAGGAUAGGAACCUGAGGAGAAUCACGAGAAUGGUCCUUGUAGUGGUGGCGGUGUUCAUUGUCUGCUGGACUCCCAUCCACAUUUAUGUCAUCAUUAAAGCCUUGAUCAAUAUUCCAGAAACUACGUUCCAAACAGUCUCCUGGCACUUCUGUAUCGCUUUAGGAUACACAAAUAGCUGCCUUAAUCCAGUCCUUUAUGCAUUUCUAGAUGAAAACUUCAAAAGAUGUUUCAGAGAAUUCUGCAUUCCCACUUCCUCCACUAUUGAGCAACAAAACUCCACCCGCAUCCGACAAAACACUCGUGAUCAUGCCUCCACUGCCAAUACUGUGGAUAGGACUAACCAUCAGUUGGAACUUCUGGAAGCUGAAGCCACACCACUGCCAUGA
Molecule: messenger RNA, 1218 nt
Organism: Emys orbicularis (European pond turtle)
Lineage: Eukaryota; Metazoa; Chordata; Testudines; Emydidae
Gene: OPRM1
Product: opioid receptor mu 1
Exons: 4
Coding region: 1-1218 (405 amino acids)
Biological process (GO): neuropeptide signaling pathway; G protein-coupled opioid receptor signaling pathway; sensory perception of pain
Cellular component (GO): neuron projection; plasma membrane
Molecular function (GO): neuropeptide binding; beta-endorphin receptor activity; morphine receptor activity
Source: RefSeq, a predicted model, not a curated record